This is a messenger RNA of Drosophila miranda, 4251 nucleotides long. It is a transcript of the gene AdamTS-B, whose product is annotated as A disintegrin and metalloproteinase with thrombospondin motifs 7. Bases 815 to 3928 code for a protein of 1037 amino acids. The record is from RefSeq and is a predicted model, not a curated record. Gene Ontology annotation, biological process: extracellular matrix organization; proteolysis. Gene Ontology annotation, molecular function: metalloendopeptidase activity. Gene Ontology annotation, cellular component: extracellular matrix. Lineage: Eukaryota; Metazoa; Arthropoda; Insecta; Diptera; Drosophilidae. The transcript is spliced from 12 exons.
AAUUUUCACUUAGUCUGAGGUCUGAGUCCGAUCGGCGGCUGAGGCUCUCUCAAAAAAACAAACGUUGCCCAUUCUUUGCGCCGACUCUGUGUUCGGUACGUGCGCGAGAUCGGAUCCAAUAUCUAUUGUCAUCUGCCUAAUCCGUGAUCUGUGAUCCGUGAGUCGCGUCGAUUAUGAUUUUUGAAAAUACAUAGAACGUUUCCUUUUUUAUAGUUUUGGUGUUGUUUUUUGUGUGUUUAUCCGAGAAAAGUGGCGCCGAAAUCUAAUUUCCGUUUUUAUUUGAAUUGUGAAAUAGCCUACGUAAAACCGCCUCUCUUUGUUUUGUUGUUGUUGUGUUGUGAAAGAGUAACAGAAGCUCGAGACCGAAACUGAAACCCCAAAAGCCGUCAACAGAGAGCAUUCUGUAUUCCUACCUGACAUCAUUAUCAUCGCCGUCGUCUCCAUCGUCGUUGCUGUCUCUCUCUGCUUUGUCGCCGAUUCGUCGUUGUCCGUUGUCGGCUUUGUUUGCGGUUAAAAUAUUUGCGGGCUUCAUCUACAGCAGCGCCGCAUUCAGAAUUGGAUUCGAAAUCUUGGGGCUCGAAUUCGGAUUUGGAUUUGUGGACUCGAUUGAUCUCGAACCUAGCCAGGACUUUGGAACACCUGGACUCUGUAGACCCCGGAUAACAGAUUAGCCUGAAUCUACGCGGGCGUAUAAUGCGAUCGCUGCCAUGCUGCUGAGACACCGCCUGGACAACGGCUAAGGGCUAAGAGGAGGAGACUUCAAAUAGCGAAAGGAGCCUACCAAAAGGCGACACACAACAUUCGACGCACAAGGAUGCCGAGCCUUGGCCUGACCACGCUGCUCUUUCUGUGGCUGGUCCUGGAGGCAGAGGCAGAUCCCAACGGAUCAUUCGUAGUUGAAGAAGCAACCACAAGCAUCAGUCCCAGUACCAGUCUCUUUGGCAUCCACACGGACGAGCUGAUGACAGGGCAGGGGGAGCUGGUGGUGCCACGGCGCGUAUACCCCGACGGCGCCUUCAUGACGCACUCUCUGGAGUAUGCUCACGAUCGGGAUCACCGCCGUCAUCGACAGCGCCGUGGCCUGGAGGAUCAGGAGCAGGAUGAGGCGGAUCUGCAUCUGCAGCUGCCACUGCAAAAUGAGACGCUGCACCUGGAGCUCACACCCCACAACUACUUUCUGGCCCCCCAUUUGGUGGUGGAGCGACACCGUCGGGACCUGCGCACGCGCUCGUCCCUGUCCGAGAAUCAUUUGAACUGCCACUUUCACGGCAAGGUGCGGGGCCAGCCGUCGUCCAAUGUGGCCAUCUCUACCUGCUCGGGGCUGGCAGGUCACAUACGGACUGCCAGCAAUGAGUACUUCAUCGAGCCCUCCAAGCAGCAUGAGCCGCAUCCAGAGCACGGUCAUCCGCAUGUGAUGUUUCAGCGAUCCUCCGUAAAGCCCAAGCAACAGCCUGGAAGAAAAGAAAACAAUCGACAAAGAGGAGGAGGAGGAGAAGGAGCUGUGGCAGGCUUAGCGAUCAGCAAUUGCGGCACUCGAGAGCCCAGACGGCGCAUGGAGACCCGAUUGGAGUGGCAGGCCAGGGGCAAGGUGAAGAUCCAGGGGGGGCGUCAGAUACGUCGCCAUCACCACGCACACGGACAUCGGGGGCGCCAGCAACAGCAGCUCCAUCGCCGGCAGCAUCGUCGCCAUCGCCACCACCAGCCGCCGCACACGAAAUUCAAGUACGAGACGCACUCCCAGGGUCAGGGACAGGGGCACAAGCAGAAGCGCUCCAUAAGCAGCCCUAGACAUGUGGAAACGCUUAUUGUGGCCGAUGCCACAAUGACAGCCUUCCACAAGGACCUCAAUGGCUAUCUGCUGACGAUCAUGAACAUGGUAUCGGCGCUGUACAAAGAUCCCAGUAUCGGCAACUCCAUUGAGAUUGUUGUGGUGCGCAUCAUACGGCUGGACGAGGAAGAGUCCGAACAGCAGCUAAAUCUCACACAGAAUGCUCAGAAGAAUCUCGAUCGUUUUUGCAGCUGGCAGCACAAGCUGAACAAAGGAAGCGAAAAGGAUCCGCACCAUCACGAUGUCGCCAUUCUGAUUACGAGGAAGAACAUUUGCGCCAACAACUGCAUGACCCUAGGCCUGGCUAACGUUGGAGGGAUGUGCAAGCCAAAGCAGUCGUGCAGCGUCAAUGAGGACAAUGGCAUCAUGCUGGCCCACACGAUCACCCACGAACUAGGGCACAACUUUGGCAUGUUCCAUGACACGGCCAAGAUCGGCUGCCAUCCCCGGGUGGGGCCCAUUGUCCAUAUCAUGACGCCUACCUUUGGAGCGGACACGCUGCAGGUUUGCUGGUCAAACUGCAGCCGCAAGUACAUAACGCAUUUCCUCGACCAGGGCCUAGGCGAGUGCCUCGACGAUCCGCCAACGCCGCUGGACGAGUACAACUAUACGGGCGAACUGCCCGGGGCGAGAUACAAUGCACGCGGCCAGUGUCGGAUGCAGUUCAACCUGACCACCGACAGCGAGGUGGGCGCCUGCUCCGCCCCGCAUGAGUUCUGCUCGACGCUGUGGUGCCGCGUGAACGGCGAGUGCGUGACCAAUAUGCGGCCCACGGCGCCUGGUACCAGCUGCGGACGGAACAAGUGGUGCCAGAACGGCAAGUGUGUGCGCCGCGAGGAGCUGGCGGCCGUCAACGGAGGCUGGGGCAACUGGAGCGAGUGGAGCGAGUGCUCGCGCAGCUGCGGGGGUGGCGUUUCCACGCAGCAACGGGAAUGCGACUCCCCGGUGCCGGCCAACGGUGGCGUAUUCUGUAUUGGGGAGCGUAAACGGUACAAGAUCUGCCGCAAGCGGCUCUGUCCAGAGCAGGAGCCGAGCUUCCGGGCCCAGCAGUGCGCGCGCUACGACAACGUUAGCUACCAGGGGGCGACCUACAAGUGGCUGCCCUUCUUCGACAAAAAAAACCCCUGUCGACUGUUCUGCAGCGAUGUGGACGACACGAUCAUCGCCAACUGGGGUGAGACGGUGCUGGACGGAACGCCCUGCACACUGGGGACCAACAACAUGUGCAUCGACGGCAUCUGCAAGAAAGUUGGUUGCGAUUGGAUCGUUGACUCGGACAUGCAGGACGAUCGUUGCGGUGUCUGUGGCGGUGGUGGCGAUCAGUGCAAACCAGUGAGGGACACCUACGAGGAGCCGUUUAGCGCCAAAGAUGGUGCCUACGUAGAGAUUGUCAGCAUACCGUCACGCGCCCGCCACAUUCUCAUCAGGGAGCAGGCCAACUCGCCCCACUUCCUUGCCAUCGGCAUGUCCCAGAGUCCAGAGAAGUUCUACCUGAAUGGCGACAGCCUGAUCUCCAUGCCCGGCGAAUUCGAGAUCGCCGGCGCCGAGAGCCUCUACGAUCGCAUAGACGAGCAGGAGACCAUCAAAAUACCUCAGCCCAUACAGCAUUCCAUAUCGGUUUACGCGAUCGUUCGCGGCAACGAAAGCAAUGCAGGCAUCUACUAUGAGUUCACGCUGCCCCCGUUUAAUGCUAGCGCUGGACGACAAUAUCUUUGGCGCCUGAGCAACUGGACCGUAUGCUCGGCCAGCUGCGGUGGAGGUGUCCAGCAUCGGGAACCAAUUUGCCUCGAUAAUGGCAAGGUGCUUAUCGACAAGUUGCCGUGCUGGACGCAUGCGAAGAACAAGCGGCCGCUCCGCCAGACACGCUCCUGUUCAGAGCAGCAGUGUCCGGCCCACUGGUGGCCGGGUCCCUGGCAGUUCUGUCCGCUCACCUGCCAACAGCCGGGUGCCCCAAUGCCACAGCGGCGGCGCUCGAUCGUGUGCCUGGACCAGCAUGAUGUGGUCGUGGCCGAUAACCAGUGCGGCCUCCUGAUACGUCCCCCGGAAACGGAGCCCUGCGGGGCAUCGCUGCCCGAGUGCCGCCCCAAUCCCCGGGAGUGAUCGAAGGAUUGAAGGAUAUUUAUUGCUAUCUAAUAGACCGAAACGGGAACAUUACGAGUACGAUUACGAGUAAAAAUACAACAUAUUUAUUUAGCGAGUAAGCAUUUCGAUGGUCGGUAAAAAUCGACUAUUAUAUAUGUUCUUUCUCUACGCGCAAGCGUCUAUCAAGGGAGUGUCUCGAUCAACGAAACAAAUAUCGAUAGAGUGGCGAUCGACUGCUUCCUUGGGUAUCGCGAACGUCGGACAUAUAAAGAUGUACUUAACUUAUGAUACACGCACACACAAAAAAAACAAAUAAAAUAUAAUUUAGUAGUAAUUCUUAA